UGCGCCCCCAGGCUCCGGCCUUAAAGAUGGAGAUGACAGACAUGACUGGUGUGUCACUGAAACGUGGGUCCCUUGUUGUGGAAGAUAAUGACAGUGGGGCCCCAGCUGAAGAGACGAAAAAACAGAAGAUGUCAGAAUGCAGCCCGGCCAGAGGUCUCGACUUGCUAGGGAACGACUCUGUACUCCACAGUGAAGAUAUGCCUGGGGCUCCUGAAGCUGUAAGUGCUGGGAGAGAUGAAAAGAAUUCUGAGGCUCAGUUGGAAGAGGAGGAGGAGGAAGAUGGCCUUUCAGAGGAGGAGGAGGAGGAGGAAGCAGAGAGUUUUGCAGACAUGAUGAAGCACGGACUCACUGAACUUGAUGUGGGCAUCACCAAGUUCGUAAGUCCUCAUCAAGGGUUCUCAGGAAUCUUAAAAGAAAGAUACUCCGACUUCGUUGUUCACGAGAUAGGAAAAGAUGGACGGAUCAGCCAUUUGGAUGACUUAUCCGUUCCAGUGGAUGAGGAGGACCCUUCAGAAGAUGCAUUUACAGUUUUGACAGCUGAAGAAAAACAGCGACUGGAAGAGCUCCAGCUUUUUAAAAAUAAGGAAACCAGUGUUGCUAUCGAGGUUAUUGAGGACACCAAAGAGAAAAGAACCGUCAUCCAUCAAGCUAUCAAAUCUCUGUUUCCAGGAUUAGAGACAAAAACAGAGGAUAGAGAGGGGAAGAAAUACAUCGUAGCCUACCACACAGCUGGAAGAAAGGCUUUGGCAAAUCCAAGAAAACAUUCUUGGCCAAAAUCUAGGGGAAGUUACUGCCACUUUGUACUAUACAAGGAAAACAAAGACACCAUGGAUGCUAUUAACGUACUCUCCAAAUAUUUAAGAGUCAAGCCAAAUAUAUUCUCCUACAUGGGAACCAAAGAUAAAAGGGCUAUAACAGUUCAAGAGAUUGCUGUUCUCAAAAUAACUGCACAAAGACUUGCCCACCUGAAUAAGUGCUUGAUGAACUUUAAGCUAGGGAAUUUCAGCUAUCAGAAAAACCCUCUGAAAUUGGGAGAGCUUCAAGGAAAUCACUUCACUGUUGUUCUCAGAAAUAUAACAGGAACCGAUGACCAAGUACAACAAGCUAUGAACUCUCUGAAAGAGAUUGGAUUUAUUAAUUACUAUGGAAUGCAAAGAUUCGGAACUACAGCUGUCCCUACGUAUCAAGUUGGAAGGGCUAUACUACAAAAUUCCUGGACAGAAGUCAUGGAUUUAAUAUUGAAACCCCGUUCUGGAGCCGAAAAGGGAUACUUGGUUAAGUGCAGAGAAGAAUGGGCGAAGACCAAAGACCCAGCUGCUGCCCUCAGAAAACUACCUGUCAAAAGGUGUGUGGAAGGGCAGCUGCUUCGAGGACUUUCAAAAUAUGGAAUGAAGAAUAUAGUCUCUGCAUUUGGCAUAAUACCAAGAAAUAAUCGCUUAAUGUAUAUUCAUAGCUAUCAAAGCUAUGUGUGGAAUAACAUGGUGAGCAAGAGGAUAGAAGACUACGGACUGAAACCUAUUCCAGGGGACCUUGUUCUCAAAGGAGCCACGGCCACCUAUAUUGAGGAAGAAGAUAUUAAUAAUUACUCCAUCCAUGAUGUGGUAAUGCCCUUGCCUGGUUUCGAUGUUAUCUACCCAAAGCAUAAAAUUAGAGAUGCCUACAGGGAAAUGCUCACAGCAGACAAUCUUGAUAUUGACAACAUGAGACACAAAAUUCGAGAUUAUUCCCUUUCAGGGGCCUACCGAAAGAUCAUUAUCCGUCCUCAGAACGUUAGCUGGGAAGUCGUUGCAUAUGAUGAUCCCAAAAUUCCGCUUUUCAACACAGAUGUGGACAACCUGGAAGGGAAACCACCACCAGUUUUUCCUUCUGAAGGCAAAUACAGGGCUCUGAAAAUGGAUUUUUCUCUUCCUCCUUCCACUUAUGCUACCAUGGCCAUUCGAGAAGUGCUAAAAAUGGAUACCAGCAUCAAGAACCAGACCCAGCUGAAUACAACCUGGCUCCGUUGACUGGUACCUUGUCCACAGAUUAGAAAGUGCAGACAAGUGUUUGCUUACUGGCUUCCUGUUCAUUUUUCCCUUAGUACAGACCCGUAUGUGGAUUUUGAAUCUUUGUAGUAAAAGAUUAUUUGUAUUUUU
Messenger RNA from Propithecus coquereli (Coquerel's sifaka), 2135 nucleotides. RefSeq names its product pseudouridylate synthase 7 (putative) (gene PUS7). Gene Ontology annotation, biological process: pseudouridine synthesis. Gene Ontology annotation, molecular function: RNA binding; pseudouridine synthase activity. The record is from RefSeq and is a predicted model, not a curated record. Bases 27 to 2006 code for a protein of 659 amino acids. The transcript is spliced from 16 exons. Gene Ontology annotation, cellular component: nucleus. NCBI's taxonomy places the organism in Eukaryota, Metazoa, Chordata, Mammalia, Primates, Indriidae.